CUCCACCAUGGGCAGCAAAGAGCGCUACCACUGGCAGACCCAGAAUGUCAAGCAGAGCGGGGUGGACGACAUGGUGCUCCUCUCCAAGAUCAGCGAGGAGGCCAUCGUGGAGAACCUAAAGAAGCGCUUCAUGGACGACUACAUCUUCACGUACAUCGGUCCCGUGCUGAUUUCUGUGAACCCCUUCAAGCAGCUGCCGUAUUUCACCGAUCGCGAGAUCGACAUGUACCAGGGGGCGGCUCAGUAUGAAAACCCUCCGCACAUCUACGCACUGGCCGAUAACAUGUAUCGCAACAUGCUGAUCGAUGGGGAGAACCAAUGUGUCAUUAUCAGCGGAGAGAGCGGGGCAGGCAAGACAGUGGCAGCCAAAUACAUCAUGGGCUACAUUUCCAAGGUGUCUGGCGGAGGCCCCAAAGUGCAGCACGUGAAGGAUAUCAUCCUGAAGUCCAACCCGCUCCUGGAGGCUUUCGGGAAUGCCAAGACGGUCCGCAAUAACAACUCCAGCCGAUUUGGCAAGUACUUUGAGAUCCAGUUCAGCCGGGGAGGGGAGCCGGACGGGGGCCGGGUUUCCAACUUCCUGCUGGAGAAGUCUCGUGUGGUGAGCCAGAACCCAGGAGAGAGGAGCUUCCACAUCUACUACCAGCUGCUCGAAGGUGCCACCCCAGAGCAGAGAGAAAAUUUGGGUAUUACCACCCCGGACUAUUACUACUACCUCAACCAGUCUGCGGCCUACAAGGUGGACGACAUGAAUGACCAUCAGGAGUUCCAGGAGACUUUGACAGCCAUGGACGUGGUGGGCCUCUCUGGCGAAGAGCAGGCCCUGGUGCUUCAGAUCGUGGCUGGUAUCCUCCACCUGGGCAACAUCACCUUCCGGGAGUCGGGCAACUAUGCCGUGGUGGAGAGCGAGGACUUCCUGGCGUUCCCCUCCUACCUCCUGGCCAUUGACCAGCAGCGCCUGCGGGAGAAGCUGACCAGCCGCAAGAUGGACAGCAAGUGGGGCGGGAGGCAGGAGGUCAUCGAUGUGACGCUGAACGUCGAGCAGGCCAACUUCACCCGUGACGCCCUCUCCAAGGCCCUCUAUACGCGCCUCUUUGACUACCUGGUGGAUGCAGUCAACAAGGCCAUGCAGAAGGACCGGCAGGAAUACAGCAUUGGUGUCCUGGAUAUCUACGGCUUUGAGAUCUUCCAGAAAAAUGGCUUUGAACAGUUCUGCAUCAAUUUUGUGAAUGAGAAGUUGCAGCAGAUCUUUAUUGAGCUGACCCUGAAGGCCGAGCAGGAAGAAUACGUCCAGGAGGGCAUUCGCUGGAGCCCCAUCGAUUACUUCAACAACAAGGUGGUCUGCGACCUCAUUGAGAACAAAGUGAACCCUCCAGGGCUCAUGAGCAUCCUGGACGACGUCUGCGCCACCAUGCAUGCCAAGGGGGAAGGGGCCGACCACACCCUGCUGCAGAAGCUCCAGACGGCCCUGGGCACCCACCCCCACUUCAACAGCUGGAACAAGGGCUUCGUCAUCCACCACUAUGCCGGCAAGGUGUCCUACGACAUGGAGGGCUUCUGCGAACGAAAUCGUGACGUUCUGUUUACGGACCUCAUCGAGCUGAUGCAGAGCAGUGAGCUCCCCUUCAUCCGAGACCUGUUUCCAGAAAGCCUGAAUAUUGAGAAGAAAGGACGCCCCACCACGGCCGGCAGUAAAAUCAAGAAACAAGCCAACGACUUGGUGGGCACCCUGAUGAAAUGCACCCCACACUACAUUCGCUGCAUCAAGCCCAACGAGACCAAGAGACCCCGUGACUGGGAGGAGAGCAGGGUGAAGCACCAGGUGGAGUACCUGGGCCUGCGGGAGAAUAUCCGGGUGCGCCGAGCUGGCUACGCCUAUCGGAGGGCCUUCCAGAAAUUUCUCCACAGGUACGCCAUCCUGACCCCACAGACGUGGCCUUCCUGGCGUGGGGACGAGAAGCAGGGCGUGGUGCACCUGAUGAAGUCAGUCAACAUGGACCCCGACCAGUUCCAGUUGGGCCGGACCAAGGUCUUCAUCAAAGCCCCUGAAUCGCUCUUCCUUCUGGAGGAGAUGCGGGAGCGCCGUUAUGACGGCUACGCCCGCGUCAUUCAGAAGGCCUGGCGGAAGCACGUGGCCGUGCGCAAGUACAUCCGGAUGCGGGAAGAAGCCUCCAACAUUGUCCUGAACAAGAAGGAGCGGCGGCGAAACAGCAUCAAUCGGAAUUUCGUGGGCGACUACAUCGGGCUGGAGAACCGGCCGGAGCUGCGGCGCUUCGUGGGCCGGCGGGAGCGCAUAGACUUUGCCGACACCGUCGUGAAGUACGACCGGCGGUUCAAGACGGUGAAACGGGACUUGAUCCUCACCCCCAGAUUUGUCUACCUGAUUGGCCGCGAGAAGGUGAAGCAAGGGCCAGAUAAAGGGGCCAUCAAGGAGGUCCUGAAGAGGCAGAUCGAGUUGGAGAGGAUCCAGUCGGUCUCCUUGAGCACGCUGCAGGACGACUUCAUCAUCAUCCACGAGCCCCAGUACGACAGCGUCCUGGAGUCCACGUUCAAGACGGAGCUGCUCAGCUUGCUGUGCAAGCGCUAUGAAGAGAGGGCCCAGAAGCCCCUGGCCGUCAAGUUCAGCAACCAGCUGGAGUUCAAGGUGAAGAAGGACGGGUGGGGCCCUUGGGGGGCCGCCGGCUCCCGCCAGAUCCAGUUCCAAAUCUGCCAGGGGGACCUGGCUCUGCUCCGCAACAACGGCAAAGUGCUGGUCGUCAGCAUCGGACCCGGCUUGCCCCGAAACGCCCGGCCUACCCGGAAGGAUAACAGGAAGAGCCGUUACCUCGGUGGGGCCCCUGCCCCGGGCUGGAACACCCCAAGCGCUGCAGGUAAUAGACCACUGUUCAGAGGGCCCGGGGUCCGGCAGUCACGUCUCUCCAUGACCCGGCAAGUCAGCAUGGAGCAACCCAGCCUGCCCCGGCAAGGUGCCAGCCCCAGAGCCAAGGCGGCCCCCGCCCAUGUCAACCUGGACUUCAUGAACGUCCCAGACCAGGGCGUGGCUGGCCUGCAGCGGCGCCUCUCCAAGGAAGCCAAGCCCGUCCCGGGAGGAGGCCGGGCCAAGCCCAAACCCAAGCCGAAACCUCAGCCCCGCCUCCCGCAGUGCCGGGCGCUGUACGCCUAUGACGCCCAAGACACAGAUGAGCUCAGCUUCAACGCGGAUGAGAUCAUCGAAAUCAUCAAGGAAGAUCCUUCCGGCUGGUGGCAGGGCCGGAUCCGGGGCAAAGAAGGCUUGUUCCCAGGGAACUACGUGGAGAAAUUCUGA
Molecule: messenger RNA, 3301 nt
Organism: Euleptes europaea (tarantolino)
Lineage: Eukaryota; Metazoa; Chordata; Lepidosauria; Squamata; Sphaerodactylidae
Product: unconventional myosin-Ie-like
Exons: 28
Coding region: 8-3301 (1097 amino acids)
Biological process (GO): vesicle transport along actin filament; actin filament organization
Cellular component (GO): vesicle; cytoplasm; microvillus
Molecular function (GO): actin filament binding; ATP binding; microfilament motor activity
Source: RefSeq, a predicted model, not a curated record